This is a messenger RNA of Cornus florida, 1210 nucleotides long. Its product is annotated as cytochrome b-c1 complex subunit Rieske-4, mitochondrial-like. Gene Ontology annotation, cellular component: membrane. Gene Ontology annotation, biological process: mitochondrial electron transport, ubiquinol to cytochrome c. Gene Ontology annotation, molecular function: 2 iron, 2 sulfur cluster binding; quinol-cytochrome-c reductase activity. Bases 134 to 973 code for a protein of 279 amino acids. The transcript has 2 exons. The record is from RefSeq and is a predicted model, not a curated record. NCBI's taxonomy places the organism in Eukaryota, Viridiplantae, Streptophyta, Magnoliopsida, Cornales, Cornaceae.
GCACCUCCCAACUCCCUGCAAAAACCAAUGCAAAUCAAAAUAUAGACAAGACAGAGAGAGAGAGCCAUUUUUGAAAGGGGAGAGAGACUGAGAGAGAGAGCCAUUGUUGAAAGAGAGAGCGAAGAAGAAGAAGAUGUUGAGAGUCGCAGGUAGGAGGCUCUCCUCUUUCUCAUCGUCAUGGUCAUCGAGGCCGCAUCAGCUACCAUCCUUAACCUCGUCGGCUAUCAUCUCCGACUAUCCCAUCAACGGCGUUGAUUCCUCGUUGGAUGACCUCGGAUCCACCAACUUAUUUCCAUUAGCUCCCCAAUUUCAUCAUCUUCCAUGCAGAGGCUUUGCUUCGGAGUCGCUCACCCCAAAGAAUGAAAAUAACAUUAUUCCAGACACUCCAGCAACUGUAGCAGCUGUUAAGAACCCCACCUCCAAGAUAGUCUACGAUGAGCACAACCAUGAGCGUUACCCACCAGGUGACCGCAGCAAGCGGGCAUUUGCCUAUUUUGUUUUGACAGGUGGAAGGUUUGUGUACGCUUCCCUGAUUCGCCUCCUUAUCCUAAAGUUUGUUCUCAGCAUGUCAGCUAGCAAGGAUGUUCUGGCUCUGGCCUCUCUUGAGGUUGAUCUCUCCAGCAUUGAACCUGGCACCACUGUGACUGUUAAGUGGCGUGGAAAGCCAGUCUUCAUCAGGCGCCGAACAGAGGAGGAUAUCAAGCUGGCAACCAGUGUUGAUGUGGGAUCUCUCCGUGAUCCGCAGGAAGACUCAGCGAGGGUUAAGAAUCCAGAAUGGCUUGUUGUUGUUGGGGUUUGCACCCAUCUGGGUUGCAUCCCCUUACCAAAUGCUGGUGAUUUUGGUGGGUGGUUUUGCCCCUGUCAUGGUUCUCAUUAUGACAUCUCUGGCAGGAUACGCAAGGGUCCAGCGCCGUACAAUCUGGAGGUACCAACUUACACUUUCUUGGAUGAGAACAAGUUACUAAUUGGAUAAGCAUCGAAGAUGAGGUUUCUUUCCGGUGGAUAAUGAGACGUUAGGAUCUCAUCAUUAUGUAUUUCAUUCAUAAAUUGACUAGCACUUGUUGCAUAUAUAUUUAUUUUUCUUCUUCCCCUAUGGAAAUGCUUAGUGAUGGACAUGUAACUAUGCAUAUUCCCAUUGCUAUUGAGGAUGGUUUUGAUCUGAAACUCAAUAAGUUGUCCACAAAUUAUAUAAAAAUGUUGAUCUUUCAUA